UCACGGAGCAGUAGUCUCGCGAGACUUCAGUUUUGUUUUCAUUGAUUCCCACUGUCAUGGCGUCUGAAGUGGAGGCGGGGAGCGCUGGUCCACCGGAGCCGGAGGUAGGAGAAGGGGAUGCUUCCUUUGGAGAACCACCAGUCAGCAUGGACACAGAGUCUUCAAAUGGCAAGGAGGGAACGGAGACGGCGGGCGAAGGCUCAGAGGCCGCCGACGCUCUCAUCGGUUCGGGGGAUGAGGAGAGCGGGCGGCAGUUGGGGGACGUGGAGCUGCAGUGUGCUCUGUGCAUGAAGUGGUUCACCGCCGACACCUUCAGCAUCGACACGGCAACCUGUCUCCCCUUCAUGACCAACUACGUGUUCCACUGCAACGUGUGCCAUCACAGCGGCAACACCUACUUCCUCAGGAAACAAGCAAACCUGAAGGAAAUGUGUCUCACGGCUCUGGCAAACCUCACCUGGAGGUCCAGAACGCAGGACGAGCACCCAAAGACCAUGUUCUCCAAAGACAAGGACAUCAUUCCCUUCAUCGAUAAGUUCUGGGAGUGCAUGACGACUCGGCAGCGACCGGGGAAGCUCACGUGGCCCAACAACAUCGUGAAGACGAUGAGCAAAGAAAGAGACGUUUUCCUGGUGAAGGAGCAUCCCGACCCCGGCAGUAAAGACCUGGAGGAGGAGUUCCCCAAGUUUGGUCUGUUGGAUCAGGAUCUGGGGACCAUCGGACCGUCGUACGACACGCAGAAACAAAGCACCGGGACCCCCACAGCCGGAGGCCUGAACGGUGGAUCUUCUUUCUCAGGUGCUCUGGCCCCCGGUCCGGGAAAAGGCAGAGGAGCCAAGCGCAAACAGCAGCAGCAGCAGGAGGGCGCGGCUGCAGGGGCGGCGAAGAGGACGCGCAGUGACCCUCUGUUCUCCGCCCAGCGGCUGCCUCCUCACGGUUACCCACUCGAGCAUCCUUUCAACAAAGACGGUUACCGUUACAUUCUGGCGGAACCGGACCCUCACGCUCCGGACCCGGAGAAACUGGAGCUGGACUGCUGGGCCGGCAAACCCAUACCCGGGGAUCUGUACAGGUCCUGUUUGUAUGAGAAGGUGCUGCUGGCCUUACACGACAGAGCACCGCAGCUGAAGAUUUCAGAUGACCGGCUGACUGUUACCGGGGAGAAGGGCUACUCCAUGGUCCGGGCCUCACAUGGAGUCCGGAAAGGCGCCUGGUUCUUUGAAGUGACGGUAGACGAGAUGCCUGCAGAGACGGCCGCCCGACUCGGCUGGUCUCAACCUCUCGGGAAUCUCCAGGCACCUCUGGGUUACGACAAGUUCAGCUACUCGUGGCGCAGUAAAAAGGGCACCCGGUUUCAUCAGUCCAUCGGGAAGCACUACUCCUCGGGAUACGGCCAGGGCGACACGCUCGGCUUCUUCAUCGAGCUGCCGGACGGCACGGAGACGGCCAGGUCUCUGCCCGACACCUACAAAGACAAGGCGCUCAUCAAGUUCAAGAGCUACUUGUACUUCGAGGAGAAGGACUACGUGGACAAAGCAGAGAAAGCGCUCAAAGCCACGAGCCCCAGCAGAAUGAUUUUCUACAAGAAUGGAGUGAGCCAAGGCGUUGCCUUCGAAAACCUCUUUGAAGGGAUCUACUACCCGGCGAUCUCCCUCUACAAGAGCUGCACGGUCUCUGUCAACUUUGGUCCACAUUUCAAGUUUGCCCCAAAGGACGUCCAGUACCAGCCGAUCAGCGACAUGGGCUGGGGGGCGGUGAUCGAGCACACGCUGGCAGAUAUGCUGUACCAUGUGGAGACGGACGUGGACGGGCGCCGCAGCCCGCCCUGGGAGGGAUAAAGUCAGUCAGAGCAGAUCUUCAGACAGCAGGACAGUGCAGGUGAAGGCGGCUUCCUUUCAGCUUCCUGUGGCAUUAAUUCAGCCUCAGAAGGUCAGAUCUACCUGAGUUUAAGCUCCAGGCGGACGGCUGUAACCGUCCGUCCUCACGGGAGGUAAAUAUUAACAUUUAGAGAGAACUUACUGGACGUUGUACAAACAUCACUUUAGGUGGCUGUUCUGCAGGUGAAAGCCUGUCGUAGCUUUCUCUGUUUUUCUAAUUUCAUUUGGUUGUCAUGGUGUGCCAGUUCUUCACUGUUUUAUACUUUGGAUUAAAUAAAAAAAACUGCAACAUGGAAA
Oryzias latipes (Japanese medaka) is the source of this 2174-nucleotide messenger RNA. RefSeq names its product ash2 like, histone lysine methyltransferase complex subunit (gene ash2l). Gene Ontology annotation, cellular component: Set1C/COMPASS complex. The record is from RefSeq and is a predicted model, not a curated record. Lineage: Eukaryota; Metazoa; Chordata; Actinopteri; Beloniformes; Adrianichthyidae. Gene Ontology annotation, molecular function: transcription cis-regulatory region binding; protein binding.